AUGGACAUAUCCCAGGCAGUGGCCGGCUACAUCUCGAAGAUGGUUGUGCCGGCUGGCGAGACCUCGUCGACAAAGAUGAAGACCCUGAUCCUGGACCGGGAGACAGUCUCCAUCAUAUCCACCGCCGUCACUCAGUCUUCGUUGCUGAACCAUGAGGUGUACCUCAUAGAUCGCCUAGACAAUGCCAACCGCGAAAAGAUGCGCCAUCUGCGCUGUCUAUGUCUGGUCCGGCCAUCUCCCGAGACUAUCCAGCUACUUAUUGAUGAGCUCCGAGAUCCCAAAUACGGGGAAUAUUAUAUCUACUUCACAAACGUGGUCAAGAAGUCGGCACUGGAGCGCCUCGCUGAGGCCGAUGACCACGAAGUCGUCAAGUCCGUUCAGGAAAUAUUCGCCGACUACACAGUCACUAACCCUGACCUCUUCUCUCUGGGGAUCACUCUUCCCCAGCACCGCAUAUGGGCUAGCAAUCCGGACACGUGGAAUCCAGACACCCUUCAGAGAUGCGCCGAAGGUAUAAUGGCUGUGCUCCUGUCCCUCAAAAAGAAGCCCCUCAUCAGAUAUGAGAAGAGCAGCCCCUUGUCCAAAAAGUUGGCGACUGAAGUUCGUUAUCUCAUGGGUCAAGAGGAGCAACUAUUUGACUUUCGCCGUGUCGACACGCCGCCUAUCCUCCUGGUGCUCGACCGUCGUGACGACCCAGUCACACCGCUCCUCACCCAGUGGACAUACCAGGCCAUGGUGCACCACCUUCUUGGUAUUCAGAAUGGUCGUGUAGAUCUGGCCGGUGUACCAGAUAUCCGGCCCGAACUCAAGGAGAUCCUCCUGUCUCAGGAUCAAGACCCGUUCUUCAAAAAGAACAUGUACCUGAACUUUGGAGACCUAGGAGGCAACAUCAAGGACUACGUGGAGCAGUACCAGUCUAAGACCAAGAAUAAUGCCGACCUGGAGUCUAUCUCUGACAUGAAGCGCUUCAUAGAGGAGUAUCCCGAGUUCCGCAAGCUUUCCGGAAACGUCAGCAAGCAUGUCACCCUAGUCUCGGAGCUCAGCAGGAGAGUCGGCACCCACAAUUUGCUCGAAGUGAGUGAGUUGGAGCAAAGCCUGGCCUGUAAUGACAAUCACAACGCCGACCUCAAGAACAUCCAAAGAUUGAUUCAGACUCCCGGCGUGACUGCUGAGAGCAAGGUGGGCCUUGUUUCUCUAUACGCCCUGCGCUACCACAAACACCCGUCCAACUCGGUGCCCAUGCUCACAGAUCUCCUGGUCGCGGCAGGCGACGUCCCCCCCCGCAAGGCCGAUCUCGCCAAAAAAGUCGUCGAUUAUCACUGUUCUCUUCAUUCAUCCCAAAACCAUGGAGGUAUUACCGACAUCUUUGAUUCAGCGGGCAUCUUCUCAGGUGCUACUAACCGCUUCAAGGGCCUGAAGGGUGUUGAAAAUGUCUACACACAGCACAGCCCCCUGUUGGAAAGCACGCUACAGGAUCUCAUCAAGGGCCGCCUCAGAGAGCAACAGUACCCAUUUAUCGAUACCUCUACCAGGGACAAGCCGCAAGAUAUCAUCGUCUUUAUGGUCGGCGGGACCACAUACGAAGAGGCCAAGAUGGUUGCUGGAAUCAACGCUUCGACACCGGGAGUUCGUGUGGUUCUUGGCGGCACGUCUAUCCAUAACUCGGAAACUUUCCUAGAGGAGGUAUUUGUUGAUUAUCUUGUAUCCAAACGGCAAUAUGACUUACUAACUAUCAACUCUUGCAGGCCAUUCGAUGUUGUCGUUAUUGGCGGUGGACACGCAGGUGCUGAAGCCUGCGCCGCCGCUGCCAGGGCUGGCGCGCGAACAGCACUCAUCACGCCCAGCAUCGACAAUUUGGGCACAUGCUCCUGUAAUCCGAGUUUUGGAGGAAUCGGAAAGGGCACAAUAAUUCGCGAGAUCGAUGCCCUCGAUGGACUUGCCGGGAGAAUAAUUGACAAGGCUGGCGUGCAGUUCCAUCUAUUGAAUCGCAAAAAGGGCCCCGCCGUAUGGGGGCCCCGUGCGCAAAUCGACCGAAGCCUCUACAGGAAAUACAUGAAGUCCGAGCUCCAGACGUAUCCGAACCUCUCCAUCGUAUUCGACAGCGUGUCGGAUAUUGUUCUCGCCGAAGACGAUGCCUCCUACCAAUCUGAAACAGUGGGUAGGAUCGCCGGUGUUCGCCUUGAAUCCGGCCGCGUCUUGCCUACCUCGAGGGUGGUCAUAACUACAGGAACCUUCCUGGGAGGCGAAAUACACAUCGGUCUGCAGAGCUAUCCAGCGGGCCGGAUAGGUGAGGCCGCGACGUUCGGCCUGAGCAAGUCCUUGAAAGACGCCGGGUUCGAGUUGGGAAGGCUGAAGACGGGAACCCCGCCGCGCAUCGAUAAAUCCUCCAUCGACACCAGCAAUCUCGAGCCGCAAUUCGGUGACCAACCCCCCAUGCCGUUUAGCUACCUUAACGACAAAGUUGCCGUCCAAGAUCAGCUAUCGUGCUACAUCACUUACACGAACGAUGCCACACAUGAGCUUAUCCGCCAGAACCUUGAGAACACGAUACAUAUCCGGGAAACAGUCAAGGGUCCUCGAUAUUGCCCAUCGCUCGAAUCCAAGGUUAUUCGCUUUCCGCAAAAGCAGCGCCACAUCGUGUGGCUAGAGCCUGAGGGUUUCGAUAACCAUGUCAUCUACCCCAAUGGGCUGUCCAUGACGGUUCCUGUCGAUGUGCAGGAGCGGGUGCUGCGCUCGAUCAAGGGACUCGAGAACGUCAAGAUGCUACAGCCGGGCUAUGGAGUUGAGUACGACUACGUAGACCCUCGUGGACUAAAGUCAACAUUAGAGACCAAGGCAAUUGAUGGACUCUAUCUGGCGGGUCAAAUCAACGGAACUACGGGCUAUGAGGAAGCUGCAGGCCAGGGUGUCAUCGCUGGUAUCAAUGCUGGCAGGGCUGCUGUUGGUCUCCCUGGUGUUUCUCUGUCCAGGUCUGACGGCUACAUUGGCAUAAUGAUUGACGACUUGGUCACCAAAGGCGUGACAGAGCCAUACCGCAUGUUCACCUCGCGCAGCGAGUUCCGCAUGGCGGCGAGAGCGGAUAAUGCGGACCUGCGCCUGACGGAGAAGGGCAGGGACUGGGGGGUCGUGUCUGACAGACGAUGGAAUGCGUUUUCAGAUGAGAAGCAGCAGAUGAAAGAUCUGACAAAGGCCCUCGAGGCGGUCUCAUUCAGCCCCAAGCAAUGGGGUGAGCAUGGCAUCAAGGUCAGGACUGACACCCGUCGGCGGACAGGAGUUGACUUGCUCCAAAUCUCCAACACCAACGCACGCAUCGACAUUGACAGUCUCGAGUCGGCCAUACCCAGCGUGGCAUCAUUCACACCCCGGAUCAAGGAACGGGUGACGCUUGAGUCCAUAUACGCCCCUUACAUCAAGAUCCACGCAACUGAACACGGCAGAUUUUCCAACGAUGAGACUAUCAGGCUGCCUCUGGAUCUUGAUUAUGAGACUGUGGCCGGUCUCUCCAUUGCUGAGCGUCAAGUCCUCCAGAAGACGCGCCCAGAGACACUUGCUCAGGCUCGUCGAGUUGAAGGCGUCACACCUUCUGGAAGUUUGAGACUCCUAGCUCAUGUACGCCGCAGUCCUCGCAGAGCUACGGAAAACUCAGCAAUAUCUAGAGAAGAAGUCCAAUGA
Molecule: messenger RNA, 3672 nt
Organism: Geosmithia morbida
Lineage: Eukaryota; Fungi; Ascomycota; Sordariomycetes; Hypocreales; Bionectriaceae
Product: tRNA uridine 5-carboxymethylaminomethyl modification enzyme
Exons: 4
Coding region: 1-3672 (1223 amino acids)
Biological process (GO): tRNA wobble uridine modification; tRNA methylation; vesicle-mediated transport
Cellular component (GO): cytosol
Molecular function (GO): flavin adenine dinucleotide binding
Source: RefSeq, a predicted model, not a curated record